AUGACAGCUACGUUGGAAGCCUGUAAAGGAGAUCAACCUUUUAUGAGCUUUGCAGUAUCUUACUCGACGAGAUACUGCUACAAUCACAGGCGAAAAGAAUGCACUGCGACGCUGCGUAAUCUGACCUCUGUGAGAGGAUAUGGAGUCAUAGAUAAUGCCAAGGCUGCAGUGGAGAAACUAUGUCCUGGUGUUGUAUCUUGUGCAGAUAUCGUUGCCGUGGCUGCCACGGAUGCUUCAGUUGCUGUUGAAGGUCCAAACUGGGCGAUGAAGCUUGGAAGAAGGGAUUCGACCACAGCAAGCAAAACUCUAGCUGAAAGCUCGCUUCCCAGUUUCUUAGACAGCCUCGAAAGCCUUACUAACAGAUUUGCUGGUUUAGGCGUCAAUGUCAGAGACUUGGUUGCGCUCUCGGGUGCACAUUCAAUAAGUAAUUCAGCUAAUCAGUAA
Messenger RNA from Fragaria vesca subsp. vesca, 444 nucleotides. RefSeq names its product lignin-forming anionic peroxidase-like. The record is from RefSeq and is a predicted model, not a curated record. The coding region runs from base 1 to 444 and encodes 147 amino acids. The transcript is spliced from 2 exons. Lineage: Eukaryota; Viridiplantae; Streptophyta; Magnoliopsida; Rosales; Rosaceae.